GGGGGGCAAACCUCUUUUUGGAACUAACUCAUGAAGAACAAGGGAGGAAAGCCGAAACUCAAGAGGAAAGGAGCCACGAGCGUAUUUGGCUGUGAUCUGACGGAAUAUCUGGAGAGCUCUGGACAAGAUGUUCCCCCAGUUCUGAAGAGCUGUGCCCUGUUCAUAGAGACGCACGGAAUCGUGGACGGAAUCUACCGACUUUCUGGAGUGACCUCCAACAUUCAGAAGCUGAGGCAAGAGUUUGCUUCCGACCAGUGCCCAGACCUGACAAGGGAAAUUUACCUGCAGGACAUUCACUGUGUGGGGUCACUGUGCAAGUUAUACUUCCGGGAGCUGCCCAAUCCCCUCCUCACUUAUGAACUUUACAAGAAAUUCACGGAGGCAGUUUCAAGCUUCCCAGAGGAAGAGCAAUUGGUCCAAAUUCAGAAUGCUAUCCAGGAACUUCCGCCGUCUCAUUACAGGACACUGGAAUACCUGAUCAAGCACUUGACUCAUCUAGCAUCCUUCAGCAGCAUGACCAACAUGCACGCCAGGAAUUUGGCCUUGGUGUGGGCCCCUAACCUGCUCAGGUCAAAGGAAAUUGAGGCUGUGGGGUGCAAUGGAGAUGCAGCAUUUCUGGAGGUGCGGGUCCAGCAGUUGGUGAUUGAGUUUAUUUUGAACCACAUGGAUGAAAUCUUUAAUGACCAUGUCUCUGACAGACCAAAAGAGACUGAGGAGAAUAAGCCCAUUGUGAAGAGCAUGACGCUGCCUUCCGCCUCUCUUCCCAUGAAGCUGGUGAGCCUGGAAGAAGCUCAGGCUCGAAGCCUGUCAGCUUGCCACCCUGCCCGCAAGGAGAGGAGGGAGAACAGUUUGCCAGAGAUUGUCCCGGUCACAGGCUCUUUCUUUCACACCGUACUUGACCUACCAGAUGGCAAGAGAAAAUUAUCCACAAAAUCCAAGAAAUGGAAGUCUAUAUUCAACCUGGGUCGGUCCGGAUCAGAAUCCAAAUCAAAACUGAGCCGAAAUGGGAGUGUGUUUGUGCGAGGGCAGAAGCUCUCGGAAAAAGCAACUAUUCGGCCAGCCAAAAGCAUGGACUCGCUGUGUUCGAUUCCAGUAGAAGGAGAUGCCGAGAAAGGCCGCUUCAAGCGUGCCGCCGCUGCGGGAGGGUUUUUCGUUCCAGCGACGAAGCCACAGAUGGGAGGGCCAGGUGGCUCCUCUGAUCUCAACAGGCUGGAGAGUGAGCGGGGUCCACCAGCAGCCGUGAAAGGGGCAGAAGGGGGUGCAGAGGAUGGCGGAGACAAAGAUGCUUCUCAGCCAACCCAAAUCAGGCCCCUCCCUGAGCAGCUGAAAGUGUUCCGGCCCAUAGAAGACCUGGAGGGUGAGCAGACCUCGCCAAAGAUGUACCGAAUGUUUUACACUUCCAAUGACGGGGCUACCAAACCAGGAUUCCAUGGGACUCUCUUCCCCCUGGAGGCUUCCCCCCGGCACCAGCGCAAAGCCUUGAAUAUCUCGGAGCCCUUUGCUGUCUCGGUGCCCCUUCGAGUGUCCGCUGUCAUCAGUAUCAACAGUACCCCCUGCCGCACACCUGCGAAGGAAAAGGCUGUCCUCUCCAGUCUACAAGAAUCAUCUUUCUUGGGGUUAGAUGGUGCCCUUUCUACAGCCCUAGAAGGAGCUAAGCCAGAACAUGCCACAGUCAAGGCGGAAAAGAAGGUGGAGUCCAAAGCAGGAGCAGAUGCUACUGCUGAAAAAAUAACAACAGCUAAGAAGCCUGAGUCCUUAGGUGUUCUUCGACCAGCUGCCACAAUCCAGGAAGCCAAGAGCAGUGUCAAGAACUCAGCUUUAGGAGAGCAACAUAGCCAGGAACAGAAACCCCAAACAGAUGGAGAUGAAGCCAUUCGGCUCAAGUUGAAGAACAGCCCAGGAACAGGCUCUUGGCAGCAGGAAGGGCCAAGCAGUCGAGCCGAGGACUCCUCACUCCUAAGUGAGCAGGUUGAUGGCAAUCAUUCCAAUGCUGUAAUGGAACCAUUGUGGCCAGAAAUACAACAGGAACUGAAAAUUGUUGAGUCUGAAGAGGAGGCAUCAUUCCCACUGACACUUGCUCCAGAGACAGCCCAGAAACAGCAAGAGUUUAAACCCAGUCCUGCAUCCCUUUCAUCCCCAGAAGCAAACAGUUUACCACGUAGUUUGGUGCUACCUCCAACACCAUCCAAAGAGAACCCAGUCAGAACCCUACCAGCUGUACUUCACAUUCCUUUGUUUGGUGCCUCUUCUAAAGGAUCGAUAGAGUCACCUGCCUGCGGCCCCAAGCUGCUCAGCAAACAGGAUGGUGCUUCUUCCAUUUUACUAGAACUGGAAAAUAUCCCACAUGAACUAUCUUGUCCGAAGGAAUGUCUGGAGAUGGCAGAGACCAGGAAUGACCUUCCAUCUCAGCUUCAAGACUGGAAGCUUUCAUUAGAACUAAAAGAGAACAUAACUCUUUCAAAAGGUAAGUCAUCACAUCUCAAAGAAAAGCAUGUAGACCAAUUAAAGUGGGAAAAUAACACUGUGUUACAUCAAAGACAGAAGGAAGGUGCAGCUGUAACUCAGGCAGAAAAAACUGAUAAAACAUUUUCAGAUCAAAGGGGUCUGGCAUGUUUAAGUAGCAUUGGAGCCCACCAGCUCAGAGAGGGCAUUAUGAAUGAUCAAGCCCAAGACUUUCUGGACCAGCAAGACGACGACACAUGGACAGACCAUGUGCAAAGCUUAGAGCUGGUUGAGCCAUGGGAAGAUCACCAUUGGGUCACUAGUCCUCUCCAUUCCCCCACCUUCAAGGACACCCAAGGAGAGACACUUCAUGAGUUUCAGACACCAUGCCAAGGAAUGGGCAGGGCCCACUUCAAGAAGCCUUGUUUCAGCCGUAGCUUUUCCUUAGACAGUAAGGACUCUGUGAGGAGGCACUGGGCUAUCCCGCUGCCUUUCACAAGUACAGACAAGGAGCAUCUUCAUGAGGACUUCCUAUCAGGGAUCAAGGAGCCCUCACAAGCACUGUGGAGAGGGAGUGACAGAGUAGAAGCUUGGCUGAAUCUUUCAGAGGAACCUUCCAAACCAGAUGAAUCAAGCAGGAAACCUCUGAGCCGUGAAGCAGGGCUCGCAGCUAAAGAACUGCCGUCUGAAUGUGAGGGACUGUGCCCUGUCACCCGUAAGCUCUUGGAGGAGAAGGAAACAUAUGAGGACAAGGAAAACCAGGAAGUCUUAAAGCCUGAGUCUCCUUCACUGCCGUUUAAUUCCGAAGAGAGCUUAAGUUCAAGCAGUCCAGAAAAAGGUGCAUCUAGAGUUCAGGAGGGUAGCAGCACUGCCACUGCUGUCGUCAAAGAUCUAUGCUGUGCCAAAGAAUCACAGAGCGGUAAAAACGAAGGCAUCCCGCAGAAAGGGAAAACAAGGCCCACUUCUCUAAAUCUGGAAUCUGUCCUUCCAGCUGCCAACUUUUUAAACUUUGAGAGUCUUUCUGUGCCCACUCCAUCCGGGAACAUGGUCUGUGGGCCAAAAGAGAUUAGGGGCAGUGAUUCUGUCCCAUCGUUACCUGUUGCCUGCCCAAACAGGGAUAAAGCAGACCUUUGGGCUUCUCGUUUUGAUCACCAAGACCUAGACCUAGACUACAUCAUGAUGGCUCAUGCUGUUACAGGGCGCCGUAACUCGGCACCAGUGAGUGUCUCAGCUGUGAGGACAUCUUUCAUGGUGAAGAUGUGCCAGGCGAGAGCCGUGCCGGUGAUACCACCCAAGAUUCAGUACACUCAGGUCCCCCAGCCUCUGCAGACACAGAACCCCAACUUCAGGGGUCAAGAAAACAAGGAAGCAGAAGCCAACCUAGGCCAACGCAAGCCAACUCAAACUUCUCAGGGUCAGCGGCAGCCCCCCAAGAGUCCACAGGGAGACAGGAAAGGGAAAGAAAAUAACAGUGCAACCCUUAUGGAUUCAGCAGCAACUGGAAAGGUAGAACCAUCCCUCUCCAAUCAUAAUUCCACACAGGAUAUACCCGUUCUUCGCCGAAAGCGUACUUCUGAAGGAGAGACCAGAGCGGACAACCCGCAGUGCUCAAAAAUGGAGAGACCAUCGGGGGUUUCCAAGCCUUCAUACAGAUCUAGGCCGGGGAGACCUCAGAGCCUUAUCCUAUUCAGUCCUCCCUUUCCCAUCAUGGACCAUCCGUCUUCCUCUGCAGACUCCAGGGUGUUACUUUCUCCCAUAAGAAGCCCCUCACAAACUACGUCUCCAGGUCUUGUUUCUGAUGAUUUGUCAGGGACAACCCCGGAGGGGGUCACUCUUCGGAACAAGAUGACCAUUCCAAAAAAUGGCCAGAGACUAGAGACUUCCACAAGCUGUUUUUACCAGCCCCAGAGGAGGUCGGUGAUUCUGGAUGGGAGAAGUGGGAGGCAGAUAGAAUGAUGCCCACUUCCCAUGACUUCUCUUCCCUGGUGGAUGAGAUGGGAAUGGUCACACUGAGAACUAG
Euleptes europaea (tarantolino) is the source of this 4462-nucleotide messenger RNA. RefSeq names its product Rho GTPase activating protein 31 (gene ARHGAP31). Gene Ontology annotation, biological process: small GTPase-mediated signal transduction. Gene Ontology annotation, molecular function: GTPase activator activity. The record is from RefSeq and is a predicted model, not a curated record. The transcript is spliced from 12 exons. NCBI's taxonomy places the organism in Eukaryota, Metazoa, Chordata, Lepidosauria, Squamata, Sphaerodactylidae. The coding region runs from base 31 to 4398 and encodes 1455 amino acids.